UUCUUCGAGGAUGCCAUGGAGUCAGAUGACCUCAAGCAGUAUGUGGACGACACAAAGAAGGAGCUUCUUCAGGCCAUCUCAGCUAUUUCCACAAACGUCGGCUCCCUUGGCAAGCUGGUCAACGACUCCGUCGGUGGCCUCAGCAGACAAGUGGAAGCACGUAUGUCAGGACUCGAACGCACACAACGUGAGCAGGAAGACGAGAUGGCACGUAUGUCGGCAAGGAUUACCCGCCUGGAAGAGAUUCUGGGGAUCAUGCAGAAGGAGGUACCACAGGCGGUGGUGGACCCCUCCUCGAACGAAUUCGAUCGCCAGCCAGACCCCGCGAUUCUCGUCAUCAGGUGCAAGAGUUACUCGACCAAGGAGUCAGUCGCAGUGUCCGUGGUCAAACCUAUCAUUGAAAAGAACAAUAUUCCUCACAGCGAGGUGCAAUUUGAAGGAGACCCCGCUGGAAAGAGAUUUGUGCUCCGCAUCAAGGGAUCUCCAGCGUACGCAGCCCGUCGAGUGGGACAAAUUAUCGGCAGCUUCAAGAUUAGUGCGCAGGAGUGGCGACGAUUCAGCGCGAUGGACUCCCAGAACACUCCUUCUGAGGUCUUCGUAUCGGUUGACAAGUCGCAGGCUCAAGUCAAGCGCGAGAUCGUCGCAAAGCAGCUCAAGCGCGUGCUUUCAGAACUAUAUCCGCAGCAUCACUUCCACAUUGACAAGGCGAAGGGCGAGGUCAGCCUGCAAUGGAAGCCCCUGCUCCGCGGCGUUCCUGCUCAGGGCAACGAGGUGCCGACGAUCGAGUACGCCGAUGUCAAUUUGCAGCACUUCAACCUCAGUCGCACAGACAUCGAGGCCGAGGUGGCGCAGGCUCUGUUCCACCAUAAGCAGAAGAUCAAGGACCGCAAAAUCCGCUACGCUAAGUCUCUCCUGGGACCUGGUACCAUCUUGGGGAUUCAGGAGUCUCGCGGGUCAGAGGCUGAAAUCAAGGAUAUGCUGUUCCACAUGCAUCGCCCGUUCCAGGCGUUCUUUUCUCUUUUUCCUGUCUCUGCUCAUCCAGCUGGCGGGGUGAUUACCAUCUUGCCAUAUUUCAACAAGACUCACGGUGCUGCGAUGCGCCCAGUAGUCACUCCGAUUGAGCUUGUCAGGGGCCGUGCGGUGAAUGUUCGAGUUUUGUUCCCAAAUGGUGUUUGGAUAUCGCAUUUCAACAUUCAUAAUCACGGAUUGACGUCGGCUCAGAGCAACUACAUCUUAGAGACUAUCAACAUGGACUACAGCAAGGCCUCGGAGGACCCCCUGAACGGCUUCAUCCUCGUAGGUGGCGACUUCAAUUUCUCGGACGAGCCCCCGAAGGCGCUAGAUGACCUCUCCCUCUCCAAGCUUGGUAUUGCCCUCUCUCAAGACCCAGAGAAUAUCCCCUCCCAUGACCCCGAUAAGCACUCGUCCCAGCCCAUCCGCUCUGGAGGCCCCUGGAAGGCCACUCUCAAGAAGCUCGUCGAAAUCGACCCUGGAGACCCGACUCAUUUCUGCGCCGCGCGGGGGACUCUCGGGAAACAGGAUAGGUUAUUCGUGUCAGCGCCAGGAUGGUGCAUCACCCAGAUGUGCACGGGUGCUCGCGUCCACUGGUACCCCGAGGUGCUUGCUAAGACAAAGCUGUCCGACCAUGCUGCGAUCAGCGUGAUCCUCGCACCUCGCUCUCAGACGCCGCCUAAGGAUCGACGAAUCCAUCGAGAUAUCUUCAAGCGGCGCGAGUACCAGCAAUUUAUUGAGUCCGUGCUGGCACAAGCAGUUUGGAACCAGGACAUGGUGCUGGCCAGGCGCAUUGUAUUGUCGCACCCCUUCGGCCGCAAGUUUCUCAGCCUAGAUGUUAUGCAGCAGAGCGUGAGCAUCGCUGACCCGAUCAGGUUUCACGCUGAGGCGAACGAGGCCAACUUGGCAAUGCUCCACUCGGCACAAGCAGAUGCCAGACAGCGACUUCAAGGUGAUCCUCCGACCCUCGAGAGGGCCAAAUUGGCCAAGCGCACCAAAAGCCUUCAGAUUCGGGCUCGUCUUUGGUCUCCUUUCGAUAGAAAGCUCCCGCUGCAGGGCCUCAGGACGGCCCAGGACACGGUCGCCUCGAAGCCGAACGAGAUUUUGUCAGGUCUGGCUCAGCAUUGGGGUUCAGUUUUUGCGAAGUCGAAGAUCGACAAGCCUGCCGCCUUCCAGUGCGCCCAGAGAUUCAAGCCAAGCAUCGAUCUUUCAGGGCUGCCGCCACCUUCGGAAGCUAGUAUUGUUCGUUUCCUGGACAGAGUUUCGCCGAGCGCGCCUGGACCAGAUGGCCUGCCUUACUGGGCCUGGAAAUGUCACCCCGAGGGCCCGAAGGUUUUGUGCAGUACGUUGGGCUGGGACCUGGCUGGCAACCCUCCCCUCUUCGGUUUCAACCAGAUGCUUGGCGCUUUCUUGGUCGAGGGCUCUGAGCCCGAG
Messenger RNA from Prorocentrum cordatum, 2445 nucleotides. The record is from the annotation of a GenBank genome assembly. NCBI's taxonomy places the organism in Eukaryota, Dinophyceae, Prorocentrales, Prorocentraceae.